CAAAAAUUUAAAGGGUGUCUUUCCCGAUUUUUGUUUCCGAGUUGUGUCGUCUAUAAACGUCCCAAAGUUGUAGAUUGAGAAUUUGAUCGAGUUAGUAGGCGUCGAACUGCAAUGGCGGCACCGCCAGAAAUGUCAACAGAGGAUGGAGGAGACUACAUCGGAAACAUCACAGAGGAGUCCAACCGAAAUGAGGGUAUAGGCCUAGUAUUAACUGAAGUCGAUGCGCUGCAAGAAUCUUUAACACUGGAUAUUUCGCCACGAGACGAGAAGGAUGACAGAUUGCCGCAUCAAUCAAACGAUGAACCCACAACAAGAAAACGCAAAAGUGGUAGUCCAAACAAAUCUGGCUCGUCACAACCUGAGCUGGAGAUGUCCUGUGUUGAAGCGGAACUGCAACCGGAUGAGGAAGUAUUGACAAGUAAACGUAGAAGCGGACACCCAAAAAAGCCAGUGUUUCAAAAAACGAAAUCAAGCGAGGCAUCCGCACCAAAAAAACGCAGAACAUCGAAGAAAUUUCUUGACCCUGCUUUGCUUGCUAAGAACAAGACAUCACGAGAUGACAUUGAGAAAUCACCGGGAACAUUCAAAACAAAUUUACCGCAAAGAGCGCGGAGAUUGGCUUCGCUUGCGAUUCCAAAAUGCAUGGCGGAAUUUGCACAGCAGGCCAAGUUGAUUAAGAGGGCCAUGGAGGAGGAGAAGAACAUUGAGAAGAAGAUUGUGAAGUUACCGGAGGGAAUUCAGCCAAAAUUGACGCAGAGAGUUAGCGAGAAAAAUGAUGUGCCAGAGUUUUCAUGCGGGCUGUGUGACAGGACUGCCGACAGUAUGGCCAAGUUGAUUGAGCAUUUUAAAGACGUCCACGGAGUUGGCACUUUAUUGCAGCUCGGACGUCCAAAAGGGAAAAAACACAGAUUAGAUCACGGUAGUGAUUCAAGAAGAGAGGAGAUUUUGACUUGUGGAUUUUGCGGCAAGACGGAACGGUCUACAAAAGCGCUUAUGAUGCAUUUUGUGCUGAUGCAUCCUGCCUCAUCCACGACCAUUGCUGAUGACAAGAAACCAGCAGGUACGUUCGUCGGUAGUGGCGACUUCGUUUGUGGGUUAUGCGGCGUACAAAAGGACAAAGACACGGAACUGAUGGGCCAUUAUCGCGUAGCACAUCCUGUGUUCCCUCCUCCAUUUGGUGGAGAGCCAAAAAAGAAUGCGCCAACAGGCAACAGACGAAAACAAAAUUUGAAGACGAUAAAAGAGAAUGCUCAGAUGAAUUUCAGAAUCACAGGUUCUAAAAUUGUGGCAGUGUGAUGUGUUUUGAAGAAAUGUCAAUGACGAGAUAUAUUACCACUCCAUGACAGCAUCCUGAGGAAGUCGGGGCAUAAUGUUGGCUUCUCCGCCCAGCACACUUCCUCAGGAGACCACGACAGUGGAUAGUGCACAAUUGUGUGUACUGUUUUUGCCUGCAUUUAUAUUUUAUGGUGCAAUAAA
Molecule: messenger RNA, 1476 nt
Organism: Lineus longissimus
Lineage: Eukaryota; Metazoa; Nemertea; Pilidiophora; Heteronemertea; Lineidae
Exons: 5
Coding region: 112-1296 (394 amino acids)
Source: RefSeq, a predicted model, not a curated record